This is a messenger RNA of Neurospora tetrasperma FGSC 2508, 1022 nucleotides long. RefSeq names its product deoxyribose-phosphate aldolase. The coding region runs from base 1 to 798 and encodes 265 amino acids. Gene Ontology annotation, cellular component: cytoplasm. NCBI's taxonomy places the organism in Eukaryota, Fungi, Ascomycota, Sordariomycetes, Sordariales, Sordariaceae. Gene Ontology annotation, molecular function: deoxyribose-phosphate aldolase activity. The record is from RefSeq and is a predicted model, not a curated record. The transcript has a single exon. Gene Ontology annotation, biological process: deoxyribonucleotide catabolic process; carbohydrate catabolic process.
AUGGCCGACACCACUUCCCCCAAUUCCAUUUUUGUCACUCUGAAGGACGUCGCCAAGAUGAUCGACCACUCGCUGCUGCAUCCGACCAUGACCGAUGCUGACAUCGACGCUGGCCUCGAAAUCGCGAAAAAGUAUGGCGUUGCUACAGCGUGCGUGAAGCCUUACCUCAUAUCGCGGGCGAAAGAAGCGUUGGCCGGAUCGGACGUCCUAGUCUGCCCCGUCGUUGGCUUCCCGCAUGGCAACAGCACCACUGAAGUCAAAGUCUUUGAGGCUACCAGAGCUGCAUCGGAGGGCGGCAAAGAGAUAGACAUGGUCAUCAACAUCGGCAAGGCCCUGGGCGGCGACUGGCAGUACGUGGCUGACGAGAUCAAGCAGAUCAACGAAGCCGUUGUGCAGCACGGUGCCAUCCUCAAGGUCAUAUUCGAAAACGACUAUCUCGAGGAGCGUCAUAUCAUCCGGCUGUGCCAGAUCUGCUCUGACGUUGGCGUUGCCUUUAUCAAGACGUCAACUGGGUACGGCUUCGUCAAGCAGUCGAACGGACUGUAUACAUAUGCGGGGGCUACUGUCCCGCAUCUGAAGCUGAUGAGACAGCAUUCCAAGCCUGAGGUUCAAGUGAAGGCAGCUGGUGGCGUUCGCACACUGGACGAUGUGCUACAUGUUAUGUCGCUCGGCGUCACUCGGAUCGGAGCGACUGCUACUGUGGCGAUCAUGGAAGAGGCGGCGUCGAGGGGCAUUACGGACGAGCCAUCGCGCGUCCACUUCAAGCCCAUGGCCGACUCAUCAUUGGGAGGAUACUAGAGAGGUGUUGGGUGACUGUAGCUCGGGGGACUCGCAUAUGUGGCGCACACGUAAGGUUGCGCAGGCGAGGCUGCUGCGGGUGCUUGUGGUCACGUCUAUGAUGUUGGCAGUGUUUGUGCGGGUCAGCUAGUUCAGAGUAGGGUCGGUAGAUAGAGCGAGCUUGAACACGCAGAGAUCGUUAUAUAUAGGUUCUCACAAAAUAUAUAUAUAUGAUAUUUGUGUGU